Sphenostylis stenocarpa is the source of this 795-nucleotide messenger RNA. Lineage: Eukaryota; Viridiplantae; Streptophyta; Magnoliopsida; Fabales; Fabaceae. The record is from the annotation of a GenBank genome assembly.
AUGACGCUUCUAUCUUCUCUGUGUUCGUGUCCUCCAAUUCCUACCUCAUGGUUUCCGUUGACAUCAAAUACCUAUGCCUUCUCCAACAAUCUCAGGAUCCAAAUCCAAUCCUCUGCAUCCACCAACAUUUUCACCCAAAAAAUCGACACCACUCUCUUAUCCAUCGCUCAAUCCUUCUACGAGGAUGAGCUCUGGGCCGCUGCCUGUCUCCGCGUCCGUUCCUUCCAUCAAUUCCGCCCUGACACCUUCGGAGUUCAAGAUCAUAUGACGUACUUGGCUGAGCGCGAAUUCGAAGCACUCAAGGAGCGUGUUUCCGGGAAAAGAAUGGGCUUCAGAAGAGUCUCUUGCAUUAAUGCAUCCCUUCCAUUGUCCCAUAUCGCCACCCUCUCCGAUGAUUUAUGCUCUUCAUGUAAGUUUUCAGCAAAUGGGGAGGACCGGGUUGUAGUUGGCACUCUUGAUCUUAAUCAGUGCUUGAGCCUUCCUGAUGAAAUUGUAGGGGUGAAGCCUGAGGUCAUUGGAGCUGAUAUCACUAGGGCAUACCUCAGUAAUGUAUGUGUUGCUGAAGAGUUGCACCGAAAUGGGCUGGGUUAUGCACUUCUUGAAAUGUCAAAGUUAGUAGCUUAUGAUUGGGGCAUAACAGAUUUGUAUGUCCAUGUUGCUGUUGACAACGAACCAGCAAAGAAAUUGUAUAUAAAGAGUGGGUUUGUCUAUGAAAGUGAUGAACCCGCAUGGCAGGCCAGGUUUCUGGAUCGACCCCGAAGACUUCUGCUAUGGUCAGGGCUCUCAAGGACCUAA